GUUGUUUAGAAGCAGUCGUUUCUCAACCAUUUUAUGAAGUUGCGCUCAUACAGAGCUCGUCGUUUAGUGCGCAUUGGUUCGCGAUCUUUUUUUAUUAAAUCCUUGAAAUUUUACGUGGUUAUAUAAAAAAUAGUAAGGUAUUUUUUGCUCAAGUUAAUGUAUUCUAUCUUUUAAAUGCACACAUGCAUUUGCUUAUCUUGUUAUUCUGCUUAUAUGUCAUUGCUUUUACUAUAACGCAUUAUUUUGCUUAAAAUAAUGGAUUAAAAAUGAUAGAAAAUGCUAGCUUUUUUCAAUGAUAAUUUUGCAUCUCUUUUCGUAGGACGUACUUAAGAAAUUUCACAAAUAAAUUGUAUUAUAGAUUCCCAGUAAACACAAAGUAUCAUCGACAUUACCAUGUCAGCUCAAUCAUAUGGUAUAUUAUGUAACUGUUACUUUGUUAUAUAACAAAGUAACAAUUACGUAAUAUACCAUAUAAUUGAGCUGACAUUGUAAUAUGGAUGAUACUUUGUGUUUACUGGGUUAUCAUAUUUCUCUUUUGUAAAUAUAUAUUUGAUCGGUAUUUAAAUAGGGUAAAAAAAGGGUUGCAACAUUACCAUUGGAAAAGAAAGCCAGCAUUUCCCAUCAUUUUCUAAUUAUCAUUUUAACCAAGAUACUGCAUAGGAACUUCGUCGAAAAAAAUUUUUAAACCGUUUAUUUGUAAACGAGUGCACAAAUACGAAAAUAUGGUUGAAGGUUAUCGUGAAGGAAGUUAAGUAUUUAUUUUAUAACUAAAAUAAGAAUACACAUAUAACCUUAACAACACAAAUGUCCAGAAGACGUCCAGAGUACGUCCUGAGAACAUCUUGGAGACGUUCCUACGUCCUCAGGACAUCUCUGAGACGUCCCCAGGAGAUCUUGUGCUGUAUGGAAACCCAGCACAAGAUCUUCUGAGGACGUCCUAAGGUCGUCUCCUGACGAAGAAUAUCCUCAGGACGUUCUCAGGAUGUCCUCUGGAUGUCCCCUGGAUAUCUGUGCUAUUAGGGAAGGCAAGAGUCAAACGCCGAUGUUAAAAUAAAUAUUUUUUUAUGUUAGGAGAAUAUGGUGAAUCAAUUUUCCACGUCAAACCAUCGUUGAUUGCCAAUUUUUAAUAUUAUUAUUAAUUAACGUUAUAUAACAGUUAUAUUGUUGAGUGAGAAAUUAUAACUAACAAUUAUAUAAUUGUUACUUGAUAUUUGAAUAAAUAGCGAGCACUAUGCGUUUACGUCAAUGUCUCAUAUGGUUUAUAUGUUUUAUAUAUGUUAUUACAACGGUAAUAUUAUACAAAAUGCAUCUGUAUAAAAGUUUCUUUGCCACCGACAAACACUCUUUUCCCAAGAUUAAAUUCAAAGAAACAGAAUCCACAAAUAUUGCUUCAUAUGAAGCUCAUCUUCUGAAAAGAGGCUUUACUGACAAACAGAUACAAAAUAUGUCUCUUCUCGGAAAGUGGAUGUUGGCGCCAGAAGGAAGUCCAUCACCAAUAAAUGAUCCUAAAAAGAAUUAUUUGAUUCUAAUAUGGAAAUACGGAAACUACUUAGCAAACAGACAUAUUAAACGUUUUUCGAACAAAACAUAUUCACCAUGGGAAAAUUGUUCAGUACAAAAUUGCAUGCUAAGUUAUGAAGACAAAGACUUGCACCGAGCGCAUGCUGUAGUGUUUCAUAUUCAGUUUCUGUCACACGCAUCGAAUAUGCCAUUGAGAAAUCGAAUUGAUCAACGUUGGAUUAUGCUGAUGGACGAGUCACCCAUGUACCUCCUUUCCUCAUCCCAAAAGACAUCGGAUUACGAUGGCCUAUUCAAUUGGACCAUGACCUAUCGAAUGAAUAGUGACGUGCCCGUCCCGUAUGGCAGAACGAUCAAGAAGACGUUGGAAUCUUUUCAGUAUCAUUCACAGAUUUCCAAACCGUCCUGGAAAACUAACGUGAUGAGUUCCAAGAUCAAAUUGCUUGUUGUGAUGAUUAGUCAUUGUAGUGGCAAGAAUCGACGGGUAAGCUAUAUAAAAAAGCUUAAGUCGUUACUACAGGAUCACUUGGACGUAAUCGGCCACUGUAUGAAUGGUAACAGUACUGUCUGUCCACGUCACUUCACCAAAGACUGUUCCAUUUUGAGUUCGUAUAAAUUUUAUUUAUCAUUCGAGAAUUCUAACUGCCGCGAGUACAUAACGGAGAAGGUAUUCUGGAACGCGUUUCACAACUAUGCGGUUCCAAUAAUAAUGGGAGCGCCGUUGGAGGAUUGCCAACGAUUGUUACCGCCGGGCUCUUACCUUCACGUGGACAAUUUCCAUAACGCGAAAGCACUUGCCGAGUAUCUUCGCUAUCUGGACCGUGACGACAAGCGUUAUUUGAAAUAUCAUGAAUGGCGUGUCAACUAUACAAUACUAAACGAGCAUGGUUACUUCGGAAGCGCAUCCAAGCAUUACUGUCGCGUUUGCGAGGCCUUAAAUUAUAAUUCUAAUGCGACAAAAGUCUACGAAAAGCUCGAUGACUUUUGGAACAAGGAGAGGGAUUGCAUUUCAACAUAAGACUACUUUUAACUCUGUUUGCUCUUGCCAUGAAAUACUCAUUAUUUAUAUUCCUAUUGUAUAUCUCUUUUGCAAAAUACACACAUACAUAUAUAUUAUAUAAUAUAUUUAA
This is a messenger RNA of Odontomachus brunneus, 2648 nucleotides long. Its product is annotated as alpha-(1,3)-fucosyltransferase 9-like. The transcript is spliced from 4 exons. Gene Ontology annotation, molecular function: alpha-(1->3)-fucosyltransferase activity. The coding region runs from base 1232 to 2536 and encodes 434 amino acids. The record is from RefSeq and is a predicted model, not a curated record. Gene Ontology annotation, cellular component: membrane. NCBI's taxonomy places the organism in Eukaryota, Metazoa, Arthropoda, Insecta, Hymenoptera, Formicidae.